AUGCUCCCACGCCUUAAUAACACUGGUACUUCUUCUUUCUUCCCUUCUCUUCCUAUUCGUGGGUGUCAAAUUACUGCUGAAACCUCCUUAUUUGAAGGGAACCACACAAGUGACCUUAGUAAACAGCGACAACUUAUCAGGGUACGAGAAUUUACGGUCUCUGUACUGUGUCGUGAAUCACUGGCUGGCAUUGGCAUGGGUAUGAAAGAGAGUGAUAACAUAAGCGGCACACAUGUGAAGGGGCAUCAUGACACAGCUGUAGGCCACCUGGAAUUUUGUUCUGAGAGAAAGCUCUCCACUCACAUAUCAUCAGGGCCAGCUCAUUUAUACAGCCUGCAGGAUGAAAAAGACAAAUUCCUGGAUUUAGCUGUGAAAGAGAAUAAGAGGUAUGCAGGUAAACACAGAACAUCAGAGCUUAAUAAAGGGGAGUCCUGA
Molecule: messenger RNA, 435 nt
Organism: Sphenostylis stenocarpa
Lineage: Eukaryota; Viridiplantae; Streptophyta; Magnoliopsida; Fabales; Fabaceae
Source: the annotation of a GenBank genome assembly